Alternaria arborescens is the source of this 1479-nucleotide messenger RNA. RefSeq lists its product as hypothetical. The record is from RefSeq and is a predicted model, not a curated record. The coding region runs from base 1 to 1479 and encodes 492 amino acids. The transcript has a single exon. Lineage: Eukaryota; Fungi; Ascomycota; Dothideomycetes; Pleosporales; Pleosporaceae. Gene Ontology annotation, molecular function: serine-type exopeptidase activity; dipeptidyl-peptidase activity. Gene Ontology annotation, biological process: proteolysis.
AUGCAUUACCACAAGAACAGCACUUUCAAACAAUUGAUAGAUCACAACAACCCUAGUCUCGGGACUUUUGAUCAAUUUUACUACUACGACACGACGUACUGGAGGGGCCCUGGCUCGCCAGUGAUCUUUUUCUCGCCUGGAGAAGUUAAUGUCUCUAUGUACUACAGCUUUUUAACCAAAAGUGGCUCUCCGGGAGUCCUGGCUGAGCAGAUUGGAGCAGCUACCAUUCUUCUCGAACACCGGUACUGGGGUACUAGCACACCUUUUUCCAAUCUCAGCACCGAAAAUAUGAAGUACCUUACUUUUGAGAACAGCAUGAAGGAUGUAACGUAUUUCGCACGUGAAGUUCAACUGCCUUUUGCUACCCAUGAGAACGCUAGCAGCAACGCUAAAGAUGUUCCAUGGAUAGGUAUAGGCGGCAGCUACUUUGGUGCACUGUUAGCAUGGAUUGCAAACCUCGACCCAGGCACUAUAUGGGCCUACUACGCCUCAAGUGCAUCAGUUCAAGCUGUUGACGACUAUUCGGCCUACUUCCUCCCUACACAAGAGGGCAUGCCGAAGAACUGUAGUAAAGACAUCUCUCUUGUUAUCGACCACAUGGAUAGCAUCCUGACCACUGGCUCUCGGGACGAGCAAUACGCACUCAAGGCUAGGUUUAGCAUGCAAGAUGUCGCUCAUAAUGACGACUUCAUGGCUGCUCUGGCGCAUGGGCCUUAUCUCUGGCUGGGUAAUCAGUUUUCCUACAACACAGGCUUCUUCACUUUUUGCGACUACAUUGAAAACGCCGUAAACGCCACCCCCACCAACCUUCCAUCCGAAGCUGGUGUUGGUCUCGACAAAGCGCUCGAAGGAUACGCGAAAUGGUGGAAAGAGACCAGACUCCCGAAUCACUGCGCCUCAUAUGAGUACCCUGAUUUCAACACUACGGACAAUACUGGUUGCUUCAACACCUACAACGCGAGCUCCCCGCUCUUCACUGAUACGACACUGGGCAAUGCCAUGAGCCGUCAAUGGGUCUGGAUGACCUGCAACGAACCUUUUGGAAACUGGAAAGUUGGCGCUCCCACAGGACGUCCGUCGCUCAUUUCCCGCCUUAUAACAACGGACUACUGGGUCCGCCAAUGCGGACUAUACUUCCCUCCUGGACCGAAUGGCGAAACAUACGGCAUCUCAGCAGGGAGAACCGCAGAGCAAGUUAAUGCGUACUUGGGAGGUUGGAACAUCACCAAUACAAGCCGACUCAUCUAUGUAAAUGGCGAGUACGACCCAUGGCGAGAAAUCAGCGUUUCAGCGAAAGGGAGGCCUGGAGGUCCGCUGCAGAGCACUGAGCAGGUUCCUGUCGAGGUCGUUCCUGGUGGUGGUCAUGUGACUGAUUUAAGCACUAAGAAUGGGAAAGUGAAUGCUGGGGUGAAAGAGGUGCAGGACCGAGUACUGAAGCAAUUGGUCGAUUGGGUCAAAGAAUGGCCUGAGGAGAAUUGA